Molecule: messenger RNA, 458 nt
Organism: Medioppia subpectinata
Lineage: Eukaryota; Metazoa; Arthropoda; Arachnida; Sarcoptiformes; Oppiidae
Source: the annotation of a GenBank genome assembly
CAGAAAUCCAACAUUGAUUUCAUUGAAAACAAAUAUAAAGAUUGAAAAUUAAAAUUUAGCUUAAAAUCGUGCUGUUUUAAAGUUGAUGAAGAUGCAUGUGGUACCGAAUCCAGUGAUAAUGACCCCUGCUAAGUUUCACUUCCAAGUGAGUCGUUUGUGGACACUUCUCAAGAGGAAUCCACGCCAUUGGGGUUCAGUUGGUUCCGUGUUUGUAAUCGUGCCCACUAUGGCCUCAGUAUCUGCCUAUCAUAGUCUGCACAGUCCGGACACAAUCCUGACCCGAGCCAAUCCUGAGCCCUGGCAUCAGUUUGACCACAAACAGCACAAAUUCCGUUCUCACAUCGAUCACCAACACUACGAUCACCCGAGACCGAGGUUUUAGGUAUGAGAGGUAUGAGUGCAUCUGCUUUACGGUCAAGUGGAUCAGUCUUUCGAGACAGCAAUCAUAUAAUAGACAU